AGACACCGCCCAGACCCCCCCGCCGCGCACCGCAGCCGCAGGACGGGCGGCAUCGUGCUCGCGGACGCCGCAGCGGCGCCAGGGCUCCUUGCCCGCGUGUGAGCCGAAGACCUACUACGCCCGCGGCCAUGGAAGGUCUCAUGAAGGUGUAUUUCUCCGCUGCGACCAAGGAGCUCAUGCCGACGGAGAGCGCGCCUUGCUUUAAGCGCUGCGACCCACGAGCUUACUGAUCAUUCGGGGGCGCGUUCGCUCACAUCAGCCCCGCGUCAUGUGUGUCGAUGUCUUUUGCGAGCUUUUUCGCCCCCCACGAACCUCACAUCAUGUCAAGCAGUACUGCAGGCAAGACGAUUCAACAAUGGCCGC
Molecule: messenger RNA, 363 nt
Organism: Prorocentrum cordatum
Lineage: Eukaryota; Dinophyceae; Prorocentrales; Prorocentraceae
Source: the annotation of a GenBank genome assembly